Molecule: messenger RNA, 1006 nt
Organism: Lentinula edodes (shiitake mushroom)
Lineage: Eukaryota; Fungi; Basidiomycota; Agaricomycetes; Agaricales; Omphalotaceae
Exons: 7
Coding region: 111-965 (284 amino acids)
Molecular function (GO): NAD+ poly-ADP-ribosyltransferase activity
Source: RefSeq, a predicted model, not a curated record
GAGAGGCAAAGGUCGGAGAAACCAGUGCAACAACCAGCUCAAAAACUGAAUUCAGGCCAUCUGGUGCAAUCUUUACCAUAUCUUCUGCCUUUCACGACAGAUACAGUACAAUGAUUGUUGACGAAUUCAGCCUCAAGCAUCCUGAUAAUCGCCAUCGUAGACGAUCCUCACGGAUUCUUCCUCUGGACUUUUCUGACCCUAAUUUCAUCCAAGUGGAGAGACUAUUCUCGAAGGGCUGGCGCCACAGCCAAAAGACCAAACCAGUAGUUCGGGCAGUCUUCAAGAUACUUUCCUCGGAUGAGAGUCUUGAGUUGUAUGCCAUUUAUAGGUCGCAGGUUCAAGCAUUCAACCUUCUCACCAGGUUCAAGAAGGGUUCGAACGAGCAGCUGUGUUUUCAUGGUACUCGGCGCUCGUGUGCACUAGGCGAUGAUAGUAGCCAGGUGUUUUUGUGCCAAUCUCCGGAAUGCUCGAUAUGUUCCAUCAUUCGAGCCUCGUUUGAUGUUUCGAAAUGUGGUGCCGCGCAUUCGUUCAAGAGAUUCGGUCGCGGAAUUUAUACGACUUCCUGUUCGUCUAAAGCAGACGAUUACUACUCAUCUGGGCGAUCGACGCGACAACAUCCUGGGAACCUGCGUGUAUUAUUGCUCAAUCGAGUCGUAUUAGGGAAACCCCACAAUCGUCGCCAUAAUGCGCCUCACAUGAACCAACCGCCUCCAGGUUUUCACUCGGUCGUAGGUCUUCCGGGAGUUGAUCUGAACUACGAAGAGACUGUGGUCUACCACAAUGACGCCAUUCGGCCGGCGUAUCUAGUCGUGUAUGGGCCUCCGAGUCUCAACGAGCAACCUGUGAAAGUGCACAAGAAGGACUUACUGUCGCCCCCUUCACUCAAUCAGAAGCCAGUGGCACGAAGCGCUUCUAAAGCACAUGCCCUGCUGUCGGCGUUGUUCAAGACUCCAUUGGCUGCAUAACGUUCACCGUCUGCAAGCAUAUUUAUAGCUAACUUAGCGAA